AUGCCAAAAUCAAAAUGUAAAAAUGCUGCAAAAGAAUAUAUACUUAUACAAAGUAGAGAUAAUAAAGGAAAGUUUUUAAAAACUAUAGACACGGAAAAUAGUAAUUCAGAAUAUAGUGAUUCUGAGCUUUUAAUUUUUGAAUCUAAGAACAAUAAUAAGAAAGAAUUUGAUAAUAAGAUAGAACCUAAUGAAGAAGCUAAACAGUUAAUUAAUAAAGAUAAUUCUUUUUAUAACUUAAAUGAUUUAGAUAAAACAAAUGACAAUUCUAUUUCAGAACAGUUAAAUAAAUUAAAUAACACACUUAAUAAUAUGAAACAUAUGAAUGCUUAUAAAUAUCUUCACCAUCUAGCUGUUUAUAAAUAUCUUACCAAAAUUUUUGACUAUGAAAAAUUACAAACUCGUAUAAAAUUAAGUUUGGAAAUAUCACAACAGAUCUUUCAACAUAGUUUAUGGAUUGUAUAUUAA
Messenger RNA from Racocetra fulgida, 465 nucleotides. NCBI's taxonomy places the organism in Eukaryota, Fungi, Glomeromycota, Glomeromycetes, Diversisporales, Gigasporaceae. The record is from the annotation of a GenBank genome assembly.